This is a messenger RNA of Acaulospora morrowiae, 322 nucleotides long. NCBI's taxonomy places the organism in Eukaryota, Fungi, Glomeromycota, Glomeromycetes, Diversisporales, Acaulosporaceae. The record is from the annotation of a GenBank genome assembly.
AUGUGUAAUCAGAGCAGACAAGCACGCCGUGAAGAACGAUUACUCCGCCGUGAAGAAAAACAUCUCCGUCGUCAAGAGAAGCGCAGGCUCAAAGCUGAGAAACAUGCUAUUCGCCAGGAAUUACGUAACCUCAGACGUAACAGCGAUCCGGCUGCGUUUCAUCUCCAUUCGAACGUAACCUCUCCUUCUGCUCAAACUUUCAAUUAUUAUUAUCACUAUUGCUCGCAAAUGCCAGGCGUACAACAAACGACUCAAUUAAGACCAGUAGAUCCGGCACAGGUGGAAGAGAUGGUUGCAACAUUGAGAACAAUGUUUCCGGAUU